AUGGGCGGCGAGUCGCCCGUGGGCGCGGUGGUGAGCGCCGCCGAGGGCGGCGACGGCGUGCAGGAGCCGCCGCCGGUGCCGGCGCCGGCGGACGCGCCGGCGGCGGCGCCGGCGGCGCCGGCGGCGCCGGCGGCCGAGGCGCGCGAGAACGUGGCGGUGGUGGAUCGCACGGCCGGCGUGCAGCAGUGCGAGGAGCUGCGGGGCCUGUCCGUCGCGGAGCAGGCGUGGCGGCUGCCGAAGCCCGUCGUCCGGCCGGUGUUCGAGCCCGGAGACGCGCGCGAGGCCUGCUUCGGCCGGACGACGAAGAACUUGAUCCUCUACGACAAGGAGCCGGCGUGCGCCUCGACGGCGGGGCUGGGCGUCGUGUACAAGACCGCCGCCUUCCAGCCAAAACCCAUGCUCGAGCUCAAGCCGCCGCCCGUCGUGUUCACGCGGGGCGACAAGCUGCGGCUGCUGCGGGGCGGGAAGAUGAUCACGGCGCGCUUCUUCGGCGUCUUCGAGGGCGGCGAGGCCGUGUCGAAGCAGGGCAAGGUGGGGUGGAUGAAGGUUUUGUUGUGCGCCAAAACCAAGGGCACGAUGAUGUGCGCCGGGGCCGACCUCUGCAAGUUCGACGGCAAGGUCGAGCGCCUCGAGCCCACGGGCCAGCCGGGGUCGCCGGAGGCGGACGAGUUCUUCUCGGCGUACGAGACGUGGAAGAAGGGCCUCAUCCCGCGCGCGCGGAAGCGCGUCGAGCCGCCGGACCCCCCGGCGGCGCCCGAGGCGAAGGCCGCGCGGCCGGCGCGCGCGCGCGCGGCCAAGCCGGCGUCGGAGUCGGCGGCCAAGAACUGGAAGAAGGAGCUGGCGCCGGCGCCGUCCUGGACGCACGUCCGGGACAAGCUCAAGGCCGAGGAGGUCCGCGCGGCCUGCGUCGCGUGGGACGUGCCGACGAACGUGAGCCUCCCGGAGAUGAAGCGGCUCCUCUUCGAGGCCAUCGGCGGCCAGAAGAAGUCCCAGCCCACGAACCUGGCGCCCAAGGGCCCCGCCGCCGGGUCCGAGAAGCCGCCGCGGAGCGGCUCCGCGCCGCGCGGCGGCUCCGGCUCGCGGCCGUUCCGGGACCAGCUCUCCCCGGGCCGCCAGGACCGCCGCGGCGGCGACGGCCGGGGCAGCGGCGCCGACGGCGGCUACGGCCGCGACCGCAGCAGCUACGGCCGCGACCGCAGCAGCUACGACGGCGACGGCGACCGCCGCGGCGGCGACGGCCGGGGCAGCGGCGCCCACGGCGGCUACGGCCGCGACGACCGCCGGGAUCGCGACAGCGGCCGGGACAGCUACUCGCGCGGCCCCGUGCCCCGGGGCCGGGACCGCAACGACGACGACCGCGGCAGCUACGGCCCGCCGCCGCACAGCCGCGACAGCUGCGGCUACGACCAGGGCGCCAUGAUCGUCCACGGCGCGGGCCCGGACGCCGCGGCCGCCGCGCCGCCGCUGAGCGGCGACCUCGGCGCGCUCUUCAAGAGCCUCGCGUCGAGCGGGGCGCCGAUCAAGUUCGAGUACCACGCGGCCUGCCGGGGCAUGUACGACGGCGCGACGUUCAACACGGGCCAGCCGGGCUACCAGGGCGCGCCGGACGCCGAGCCCCGCCGGAGCCUGCCCGGCGACUACCAGGGCUCCGGCCGGCAGCCCCUGGGCCCGUCGACGCACCCGCUCCAGCCCAGCGGCCGCAUGGCGUCGCCCUACGACCACGGCUCGGCCCAGUACGACCGCUACGACCGGCGCCCGGGCCACGGGCCGCCGCCGGGCCACGGGCCGCCGCCGGGCCACGGGCCGCCGCCGGGCCACGGGCCGCCGCCGCCGCCCGCCCACUACUACUCCUGA
Aureococcus anophagefferens is the source of this 1854-nucleotide messenger RNA. RefSeq lists its product as hypothetical. Lineage: Eukaryota; Pelagophyceae; Pelagomonadales; Pelagomonadaceae. The transcript has a single exon. The coding region runs from base 1 to 1854 and encodes 617 amino acids. The record is from RefSeq and is a predicted model, not a curated record.